Messenger RNA from Linum tenue, 1772 nucleotides. NCBI's taxonomy places the organism in Eukaryota, Viridiplantae, Streptophyta, Magnoliopsida, Malpighiales, Linaceae. The record is from the annotation of a GenBank genome assembly.
GAGAACUUCCAUUACCAUGGAGCAUCUCCGCCAAAACAUGAUCUCUUUCUCUUCCUCCUUCGAAGCAUUCAAAAUCCCCUGCCUCUUCACACUAGCAAUCAUCCUAGCAGUCACCUUCUCCAUCACCCAAAAGCAGAGGACCAAAACCGCCGCUUCGAACUCGCCGCCGGGCCCAUGGAAGCUCCCCCUAAUAGGCAACAUCCACCAGAUGAUCGGCGACCAUCCCCACCGGCGGCUCAGGGACCUAGCCCGCAAAUACGGCCCCGACGUGAUGCGCCUCCAGCUCGGGGAGCUCCCUUACAUUGUAAUCUCGACCCCUGAAGCCGCCAAGCUAGUGAUGAAAACCCACGACGUAGCUUUCGCAACCAGGCCUUAUCUCCUGGUUGCUGAUGUACUCUACUACGGCCGCAAGGACAUAGCUUUGGCGCCCUACGGAGAGCACUGGAGGCAGAUGCGCAAGAUCUGCACCCUGGAGCUCUUCAGCGCCAAGCGAGUUCAAUCCUUCCGCCACGUCAGGGAAGAAGAGGUCUCCAAUCUCGUGGCUGCUCUGUCUCGCGCGGCGGAUGCAGGGGAGCCUGUGGACCUCACACGGAUGUUGCUUACAUUAACCAGUACGAUCACUUCCAGGGCGGCGUUCGGCAGAGUACAGGAGCUGAACGACGCGUUUCAGAUGGUCGUCGACAACAUUUCGGAUGUAUGUACUGGUUUCAAAAUCUCCGAUCUCUAUCCUUCCGUCAAAUUGCUCCCUGUGCUCACUGGGUACAGAGCAAAACUCGUGGAGAUGCGUAAAGCAGCGGAUUCGGUUCUGGAUCGAAUCAUCGAUGAGUAUAAUUCGAGGAGAAGGGCGGGGAGAAAAGAUGAUGGUGAAAAAGAGGAUCUUAUUGAUGUCCUUCUGAAUCUGCAAGAGAGACAUGACCUUGGAACACCCAUUACAACGGAAGUUAUAAAAGCAAUCACUUUGGAAUUGUUCCUAGCUGGUACCGAGACAUCACUAGCUGCGAUGGAAUGGACCAUGUCUGAAAUUAUAAAAAGUCCAAGAGUGCUUCAAAAGGUUCAGGAAGAGGUCCGUCAAACGUUAGGUGCUGAGGGCGGAAAAGAUGUGGGCGAAGCAAGCCUUCAGCAGCUGUCGUACCUAGAUAUGGUCAUCUCGGAAGGUCUAAGGUUGCACCCUCCCCUUCCUCUACUCCUUCCAAGAGAAAAUGGAGAAAAGGUGGAACUCGAUGCAUAUGUUGUGCCAAGCAACACCAAAGUCAUUGUGAAUGCCUGGGCGAUCAAUCGAGAUCCCCGUCAUUGGCUCGAGCCCGAGAAAUUCCACCCGGAGAGAUUCUUAGAUUGCUCAACCGACUACAAGGGGAAUGAUUUUCAUUUCAUUCCAUUCGGUGCAGGAAGAAGAGUAUGUCCCGGAAUUUCUUUCGGGAUGGUCGCUGUUAAACUCGCGCUAGCGAAUAUGCUCUAUCACUUUCGAUGGGAACUUCCAUCGGAAAUGAAACAAGAAGGUAUCGAUAUGGCUGAAAACUAUGGAACAUCACUCAGAAGGAAGAAUGCUCUUCGUUUGAUACCAACUUUGUAUGAUGGCAUGGCUUGAAUGAAAGAGCAUGUCAUAAAUGAAAGAGAGAACAAAUGGAAAAAUUGCAUAAUUAAAAAAGCACAAGAUUUUUGUAAGAAAAUCUUCAAUUUUCCUCUUCUUUUUUCCCGCUUCCUUGAUUGUAAUUUCUUCAUUUAUAUCAAAAGCAAUAUAGUAACUAUAGCAAUUCUCCUUUCAGUUUGGUGAG